Messenger RNA from Solanum dulcamara, 579 nucleotides. Its product is annotated as 50S ribosomal protein L17, chloroplastic-like. The transcript has 3 exons. Gene Ontology annotation, biological process: translation. Gene Ontology annotation, molecular function: structural constituent of ribosome. Bases 1 to 492 code for a protein of 163 amino acids. Gene Ontology annotation, cellular component: cytosolic large ribosomal subunit; ribosome. NCBI's taxonomy places the organism in Eukaryota, Viridiplantae, Streptophyta, Magnoliopsida, Solanales, Solanaceae. The record is from RefSeq and is a predicted model, not a curated record.
AUGUCGUAUCACUCCAAACACGCUGCUAGUUAUCUGCGGAUAUUGGAUCCUUUGAUACUUGAGUUUUAUUUUACUGAUGCAGAUUCAACAAGUUUUGAGCACUCGUUCACCAUAAUUGAUAAUAGUGGCCGGGUUUUUUCCAUGAGACAUGGCAGGAAGGUGCCCAAACUGAAUAGACCUCCUGACCAGCUUCGGGCACUUUUGAGUGGUCUCACAACUCAGCUCCUCAAGCAUGGGCAUAUAAAGACCACUAAAGCAAGGGCGAGGGCAGUGAGAAAAUAUGUUGACAAAAUGGUCACGAUGGCAAAGGACGGCUCUCUUCACAAGAGAAGACAAGCUCUCGGAUUCAUCUAUGAGAAGCAAAUAGUACACGCAUUGUUUGCUGAAGUCCCGGAAAGAUAUGGGGAGAGGAACGGAGGAUACACUAGAAUAAUAAGAACUCUACCUAGGCGAGGGGACAAUGCACCAAUGGCCUACAUCGAGCUUGUCUAGCAACUGAAUAUUCAUUUUGAAGGUUGAUUUUGGUUGGUUCUUAAUUCUGAUGAGAACUAAGCAAUUUUGUUAGUUCCACCAAUUAUU